Paecilomyces variotii is the source of this 1430-nucleotide messenger RNA. Its product is annotated as benzoate 4-monooxygenase cytochrome P450. The coding region runs from base 1 to 1389 and encodes 462 amino acids. The transcript is spliced from 2 exons. Gene Ontology annotation, molecular function: heme binding; iron ion binding; monooxygenase activity. NCBI's taxonomy places the organism in Eukaryota, Fungi, Ascomycota, Eurotiomycetes, Eurotiales, Thermoascaceae. The record is from RefSeq and is a predicted model, not a curated record.
AUGGCACUGUCGACGUUAAUAGAGACUGCGACCAGCAAUCCUAUUAGCUCCAUUGUCGGCUUUCUAGCAGGAUAUAUAUCCUGUGUAUGUACUUAUCGCAUACUCUUCCACCCUCUUUCAAAAGUCCCUGGACCUCGAGUCGCCGCAUGCACAUCGCUCUGGCUGGCUUACCAUGCGUACAUCGGUGAUGAAGCUACGGUCAUCUAUGAGCUCCACAAGAAGUAUGGACCUGUGCUGAGGAUAGGCCCAGAAGAUAUCGACAUCGCAGAAGGGGAUGCUAUUGAGACCGUCUAUCUCGACCGGGGUGGAUUCCAGAAGUCUCGUCCAUAUACGAAAUUCGAUAUAGAUGGCCACCCGACGAUCUUUUCGACUUUGACGAUGGAUGAGAGAGCAAAUCGGGCCAAGGCAGUGGUGCCGUUGUUCUCUACAACGUCUAUCAGGAAUUCGAACCAAGUCCUCUGUGGGGUCAUCGACGAAUUCGUUUCUCGACUUCAGAAAGAAGCGGCAACUGGCCAGCCAGUCAAUGUGUUGAACCUCACGCGAUCUAUGGCAGUUGAUGCAGUUUCAUCUUAUCUGUUCCAACAGAAUUAUGGCGGCAUCGCAGAAGGAGCCAGUGAGAUGUCUGCCUCUCAGUUUGUGGAUGCCUACGUGGGCGUUGGCGCUUUCUUCUAUUUCCCAGAGCCGAUCGCGGGUCUGGCAAUGAGGAUAUUCGAUAUGCUAACAUCCAACGAACAUACUGCCAAAUCGUUUCAAGUCGUCGAUAACUUUGUUCACAAGCUAGUAGCCUCCACGACUCCGGGAAGUGGCAGUUACCCAAGUCGUCUUCUAGAGAGAUCCAUUGGCGUACAGCAGACGAGAGUUGAAUGCAAAGACUUGAUAUUUGCGGGCUCUGAUAGCACAGGCAUGAAUAUGGCAACUAUAUUAUGGCACAACGAUGAAGAUCCCACUGCUGGUCCAUAUCUCAGAGGCGUCGUCAGGGAAGCCUUGCGUCUGUCGUGGGCAAACCCAACCAGACUACCGCGUCUGGUGCCAGAAGGGGGGUGGACAUACAAAGAAUUCCAUUUCCCUUGUGGCACAAACGUCGGGGUAAGUGCUUGGCAAGUCCACCAGGAAGAAGACAUCUUCCCGGAACCUCGCGAAUUCAGACCAGAGCGAUGGCUUAAUCCCAGUGACAAGAUGUUACGGAACUUCUUCGCCUUUGGGAAGGGAAACCGAACAUGCAUAGCGCAGAAUCUAGCAUUGACAGAGCUGAUGCUGGCGACGCAGAAAAUCGCCGAAACAGACGCUCUGCGGGGAGCCAAGGCGGUCCAGGAUAAAAUCGAGAUUUAUGAAUGGUUCAAUUCAAGGGUGAAAGGGGAGAAAAUCGAACUAAUCUGGGGAAAAAAAUGAGGUGGCCCAGGGGGUCUUAUCAAUAAUACUUAGUUGCUGAU